GAACUAAUAGCUUUCUUCUUUCAUAUUAAUUUCUCUGGGAGACAUUCCCAGCCAUAGUCCCCGCCUUGACACAAAUUCAUCUAGUGGAUUGCAUGUAUUUUCCUAUAACAUUUCUUCAUUCAUACAUAAAUUCAUUUUACAAGUAGUCAUGAAGCAUCUACUGUACUCCGAGAGUGAUAGAAGACCCAAAGGAAGUACGUGCACCUGCCUCACCCCCUUGGAUUUUAAUUUCCCUUGUACGUCUGUGUUUUCCCAGUCAGAUCAUAAGCAUCGUGAGCUCUGAGACCAGGUUUCAUGCCUGGCCAGCCCCAGGCCCCAGCACCCAGCGCUGCCGACGGGAAACUGCAGGGCACUCUGCUGGGUACCAGGGAGCAACCCGCUUGUCCUCAAUAUGUAUGUUUCCUCAAGUGUAAAUUGGAGAUAGUCCAUCCAUGACUGUUGUGAAGAUUACAGGUCUGACCACGCGCUGUGGAUACAGCUUGUCAGUGUCCACUGUCAGACCCUCAGGAUGCAGUGCCCACCAGGGGGCAGCAGGUCUCGGCCGAGCGGCCGGCCGCCGUCGACGUCAGGACCAGCGCCCCGCCCCGUGACCGUGACCCCGGGCGGCGCGGGGGCAGCGUACAGCUCCGCAGGCUGCCGGGGCGGCGGGAGUCCUACAGGCCGCGCGAUGGGUGCCGAGGCUUCCGGGAGCGGGCCAGCGCUGCGGGAGCUGGUGCGCGAGGCCGAGACCAGCCUGCUCGAGUGCAAGGUGUGCUUUGAGCGGUUCGGCCACCGCCAGCAGCGGCGCCCACGCAACCUGCCCUGCGGCCACGUGGUCUGCCUGGCCUGCGUGGCCGCCCUGGCGCACCCGCGGACGCUGGCCCUCGAGUGCCCCUUCUGCCGGCGAGCCUGCAGGGGCUGCGACACCAGCGACUGCCUGCCGGUGCUGCACCUCCUGGAGCUCCUGGGCUCCGCGCUGCGCCCGGCCCCAGCGGCCCCGCGCGCCGCCCCCUCCGCCCCCGGGGUCCUCACCUGCCACCACGCCUUCGGAGGCUGGGGGACCCUGGUCAACCCCACUGGGCUGGCGCUGUGUCCUAAGACGGGGCGGGUCGUGGUGGUGCACGACGGCAGGAGGCGUGUCAAGAUCUUUGACGCGGGGGGAGGAUGUGCGCAUCAGUUUGGAGAGAAGGGGGACGCUGCUCAGGACAUUAGGUAUCCACUUGACGUCACCGUCACAAACGACUGCCAUGUGGUUGUCACCGACGCCGGCGACCGCUCCAUCAAAGUGUUUGACUUUUUUGGCCAGAUUAAGCUUGUCAUCGGAGGCCAGUUCUCCUUGCCUUGGGGUGUGGAGACCACCCCUCAGAAUGGGGUCAUGGUAACUGAUGCGGAGGCGGGGUCCCUGCACCUCCUGGAAAUCGACUUUCCAGAAGGGGUCCUCCGGAGAACUGAACGGUUGCAAACUCACCUGUGCCAUCCCCGGGGGUUGGCGGUGUCCUGGCUCACCGGGGCCAUUGCGGUCCUAGAGCACCCCCUGGCUGUGGGGACCGGGACCUGCAGCACCACGGUGAAGGUGUUCAGCGCAAGUAUGCAGCUCAUCGGCCAGGUGGAUGCCUUUGGGCUGAGCCUCUUUUUCCCCUCCAAAAUAACCGCCUCCGCUGUGACCUUUGAUCACCAGGGGAACGUGAUUGUUGCCGAUACUUCUAAUCUGGCUGUCCUAUGCUUAGGAAAACCUGAGGAGUUUCCAGUACUGAAGCCCAUCAUCACCCACGGUCUUUCCCAUCCUGUGGCACUGACCUUUACCAAGGAAAAUUCUCUUCUUGUGCUGGACAGUGCAGCCCAUUCUAUAAAAGUCUAUAAGGUUGACUGGGGGUGAUGGUGGGAGUCUUGGGGCCUGGCAUCAGACGCCCUAGAGCUGCCACUGCUGAAUUGUUGAACCCUGGAUAAAUUACUUAAUCUCAUCUGUUCAACAGAGAUAAUUAUAAGUGCCUGGUAGACUUACAAAGGUUGGGAUAAUUAUUAAAGGAUAAUAAUUAAAUCUACGAUUUAUGGAUUAUGUACUCCCUGUGCUAAGAAAUUUGCUAAUAUUAGCUCCUUUAAUCCUUACAAUUACCCAAUUUCUAUUAUGAAUCCCAUUUUAGAGAUGAGAAAACUGAGACCCAGAGAGCUUAAGUGAUUUACCCAAGGUCACAUUUACUUACUAUGACAGUCACAAAUGGAACUCAAUUCUGACUCCAAAACCCCUUGCUCUUAAAUAAGAUAACAGAUGUGGAAAAAUAUAUGUGGGUGUAUAUUGUUGCUAUGUGUACUCUAUUUACAGGUAGCUAUUUAGUUAGAUGCACAGAGAAAGGAGACUUUAUAGAGUUCAAGAGAAAAAGGAUUUUGUGGUGGACAUCAGUUUAGUUCAACUUGCAGUUCCUUUGGUGGCUCAUUAGAUGGAGUUACUGUGGAUCCUGAGUUACUUGAAUAAGAAAAACUAUUGAAAUUGCUUAUUCAAAAGGUCAACGCGUAUCUUAGUACCUGUAUCUCCUCCGCUGUAGGUACUCAGGAAAUACUACUUGGUUUGUUGAGAAAGGCUUGUGUUGACGUAAGUUCUAAACUCCUGCGGAACGCUCUACCCCUAUACUCUGUGUUAGAGGGCUGGAUGUUAUUUCUGUUCAUGUUAAUAAAGAGAUAAGUCACCACAA
Messenger RNA from Aethalodelphis obliquidens (Pacific white-sided dolphin), 2666 nucleotides. RefSeq names its product NHL repeat containing E3 ubiquitin protein ligase 1 (gene NHLRC1). The transcript has a single exon. Lineage: Eukaryota; Metazoa; Chordata; Mammalia; Artiodactyla; Delphinidae. The coding region runs from base 509 to 1855 and encodes 448 amino acids. Gene Ontology annotation, cellular component: nucleus. Gene Ontology annotation, molecular function: protein binding; ubiquitin protein ligase activity. Gene Ontology annotation, biological process: proteasome-mediated ubiquitin-dependent protein catabolic process; protein polyubiquitination. The record is from RefSeq and is a predicted model, not a curated record.